UUUUAAAAUAUUUUUCUAAAUUGGGGUUAUUAUGUGCUCCGUGUUAACACGCUAGAAGGCCAGGUUAAAUCACCAUGCCAACGGCACCGUCUGUUACCCCAGCAACGGCGGCGGAGGCCCCCUCGCGAGCGGCUGCGCUGGUGGCGCACUUUUACUCGCUCGAGACGCACUUUAUGCCCGCGUACGUUUGAUUUCCGCGCGCGCACCGACCUGCUUUGCGGUGUCCCAGAUUUUGACAGUGAUUUGCCGUCAUCGAUAAGCCCCGCUUCAGGCGCCCGUACAGCAGUGCUCCAUCGCUGCGGGUUAUUCACACAUCCGUGUUGGCGUGGGACCGAGAAGUGGAGCAAAGGUUGGUGUCCCUUUCUGAUCCGGAGACAUUGUCAGGUGAAAUGUGGAUGAGUACAUUCUCGCGUUUUGCCCGGCCCUCCCUGCAGUGGAGCACCUCCGCAGUGGCCUGCCGGGCUCUGAGGGCUUGUCGUAGUCCAGGACGGGCUGCGGGUCCACUGUGCUGUGGCCCGACUUCAACGCAGCUGCGCGGACAGCAGACACUGGGGUCGGCCUGCGUGCCGUUGGCUCAACACUCCGUGAGGAGCGUCCGGGCCCUGGACGAGGAGCGGAUGAUGGAGGUGGAGUGGGAGAGUGGAGGCCUCAGUCUGUACCCGUUCACCUGGCUGAGGGACAACUGCCAGUGCCCGCUGUGCACCCUGGACUCUGCUCAGGCUCGGAAACUGUUGAUGUCGGAUCUCGACGUCCACACAGGAGUCGACGCCGUGGAGGUCACCAACGACAACAAGGUGUCCGUUCUGUGGCCCGACCGCCACAUCAGCGCGUUCGACGCAGACUGGCUGAAGAAACGCUGCUUCUCCACCGCGGCCAGACAAGCAUUGAGAGAAGAGCUUUUCCUCAACGAGCGCCACUACUGGGACUCGGAGCUGCGCGUCCCCACGGCCGACUACCAGGAAGUCCUCCGCGACGACCAGGCCGCGCUGGACUGGCUGCUGGCCCUGCGGCGCGUGGGCGUGGUCCACCUGACGGGGGCCGCCGCCGAGCGGGGCGCCGUGGCCCGACUCGCCGAGAGGGUCGGCUACCUCCGGCUCACGUUCUACGGGCACACGUGGCAGGUCCAGGACAAGCCCAUGGCUAACAACGUAGCCUACACCUCAGGGAAGCUCAGCCUCCACACGGACUACCCGGCCAUGCACUUCGCACCUGGAGUGCAGUUCCUGCACUGCGUCAGCGCGGCUGAGGAGGGGGGGGAGAGCGAGAUGGUGGACGGCUUCCACAUGGCCGAGCUGCUGCGGAGAGAAGACCCCGAGGCCUUCAGGACGCUCUGCUCGGUCCACGUGGACUUCACCGACACGGGGACGGACUACUGCGACUUCAUGCUGCAGUCCAAGAAGAGCAUCAUCGAAGUUGAUGCCGAGGGCCGAGUUGUGAGGAUCAACUACAACAACGCCACCAGAGACUCUGUGCUGGACCUCCCCGUGCAGCAGGUGCAGCCCUUCUACCGAUCCAUCCGGGCCUACGUGGACGUCAUGAACCGCCGGGAGAACGUGGUGACCUACAAAAUGACCCCAGGCGACGUGCUGACCUUCGAUAACUGGCGCCUGCUGCACGGCAGGAGGAAAUACAGGAGCCGGCCCGGCAGGACGCGGCACCUGGAGGGCGCCUACCUGGACUGGGACGAGGUGAUGUCCCGCCUGCGGAUACUGCGCAGCGCAGUGCAGGGGAACGCCUGAGCUCAGCGCCGCCGACCCAUCGGACCGCGGGGUCAGGCGCCAAUUCUGACUCGCGUAUCGAGUCAUUUGAUGAAUUACGAUGAUUUUUGGCUUCACGGGAAUAAGAAAGUUUAAAAGGUGACAGCAGCCUUUCAAUCAUGUAGCGAUGCAACGAUUCAAUGCAAAGUUGAGAAACGCCGUAACGUGCUUUUGGGUUCAGUCGUGGUGACAAAUUAGUUUUAUAAACUUUAAGGUUGUUUACAUUUUCCUGAGAGUGCCACAUUGAUAUAAAGAUAUUGUACAAUUUAUAUAUAUUUUUGAAUAAAUUCAUCACUCCCAA
Molecule: messenger RNA, 2058 nt
Organism: Pungitius pungitius (ninespine stickleback)
Lineage: Eukaryota; Metazoa; Chordata; Actinopteri; Perciformes; Gasterosteidae
Gene: bbox1
Product: butyrobetaine (gamma), 2-oxoglutarate dioxygenase (gamma-butyrobetaine hydroxylase) 1
Exons: 8
Coding region: 390-1739 (449 amino acids)
Biological process (GO): carnitine biosynthetic process
Cellular component (GO): mitochondrion
Molecular function (GO): gamma-butyrobetaine dioxygenase activity; iron ion binding
Source: RefSeq, a predicted model, not a curated record